Molecule: messenger RNA, 1101 nt
Organism: Diospyros lotus (date-plum)
Lineage: Eukaryota; Viridiplantae; Streptophyta; Magnoliopsida; Ericales; Ebenaceae
Product: protein HHL1, chloroplastic
Exons: 6
Coding region: 67-780 (237 amino acids)
Source: RefSeq, a predicted model, not a curated record
CAUUUGCUCAAAACCAAAUUACAGAAAAUUUCUAGAGGGACAGUGGUAGCCAUAGUUACGGCAGUGAUGAGAAUAGCAAUGGAUGUGAGCAUGUCUCUGAAUGCGCUUGUUCGGCUACCCAUGUCAAAUUCAAGAAUACACGACGAGGGUUUGAUCAGACACUCUUUGUUCUCUUCUCGGACCACGACCCAGAAGGCUGCUCAGCAGAGGAAGCAACCCCUCUUGGUGGUUGAAGCCAAGGGCAAAAAAGGGAUGAUGUCUCGUCAGUUCCAGCGCUCGCCGGCGCCUGCUCUUCCCAAGAUUGAAGACGAUGGUAACCCUCGAUUUGUCAUCUUCAUCCGCAUGGCCGAUGUUUAUCUUUGGUACCCACUUAGUAUUAUAACUGGCGGUACAACUGCAAAGAUUAUGGUUGCAGCUAAAGAUAAUUUUCUUGGGAAGUACAUAUACAAAGACACUCUUGCUAGGAAUCUCGCGGCAGUUAUUUACAGAGAUGAGAAGGAGAUACAAAAGACGGCAUUUAAACAGCAUCGUCUUUUGCAGACAGCUAAGGAGUUUAGAUAUGGCUACAAGUUAGUGGAGAAUAACAAUUUGAGAGGAGCAGUUUCUACCACAGAUGUUAUUGAGCUCCCAACACAAGAUGAGCUUAAAACAGUUCUAGAUAAAGUGAAAGACUUCUUUGGGGAUGCCAAGGAUUCUUUUGGGAAGAUAACAGCCCUAAAUUCGACUACAGAUGAGGAGACGGGGGAAAAACCGAAAGAGAAAUCCAAGGUGAAAGGCUGAAUCCUAGCAUAAUUUUCUUGGCAUCUUGCCAUAGUUGAUGGUUUUGUGAAGUUGAAAAGAUCCAUCUGGAACAGAUUGACUUCCCUGCAAAAUGAACUGAGGUUCUACACAAGAAGUUCCACCAGAGGAUCCCUGUCUACUAAGUGUAAUUUCUUCUAUUCUGUCUCAUAUGUAAGUUUGUGGAACUGACCCUCCACUAGCUUUAUUUUUCCUUUUCCUCACAUUAGUGUAAUUUCAGAUAAUAGGUCUUGAUUGUUGAAUUUGAGAAAAUUUUCUCGAGAAAGUUUUCUGCACUGGCAUGAAAUGAUGAAACUUCUGGCA